Molecule: messenger RNA, 1787 nt
Organism: Lactuca sativa (garden lettuce)
Lineage: Eukaryota; Viridiplantae; Streptophyta; Magnoliopsida; Asterales; Asteraceae
Molecular function (GO): catalytic activity
Source: RefSeq, a predicted model, not a curated record
UGAUAAUAUGAAUUCGGUGUUGUAUAGUAGUGUGAAUUCAUAUUGUUAAAUACAGUAAUACUGUAUAACCUGAAAUACAAUUUCUACAACCACAAAUUUACAUCAAAUAAAAUAAAUUUCAUAUUAUUUCUCCAAAAAAUACUAAUUUUAGAAGCGGCUCAAGACACACACACCUCUAUCUCUCUCUCACACACACAGAGAUAGCAAGAUUAGCGAUUCUGAAAAUUCCGGCUAACAAACGAUGCCGCUGUGCGACGUCGGACAAUACCAGAGUGGCGACGAUGCAAUUAUCAACCGUGGUAUAAAGAUCUUUUACAGAACCUACGGCGGUGGCCCCGUCAAAGUUCUAAUGAUCAUAGGAUUAGCUGCGACCCAUAAUUCCUGGAACCCGCAAAUCCAGGGCCUCGUCGGAAGCGUAAAACCCAACGACGAAGACGAUGAUCGGAGUUCCAAUGAGACAGGUGCAGGUAUUGAGGUGUGUGCCAUUGACAAUCGGGGAGUAGGUCGUAGCUCUAUACCAACUAAAAGAUCAGAAUAUACAACAAGUAUAAUGGCUAAAGAUGCGAUAGCAGUAAUGGACCAUUUGGGUUGGAAGAAAGCUCAUGUAUUUGGCCACUCAAUGGGUGGUAUGAUUGCUUCAAAACUGGCUGCUCUAUUUCCAGAUAGAAUUCAGUCUUUGGCCUUACUUAAUGUAACUGGUGGAGGCUAUCAAUGUCUUCCCAAGCUUGAUCGCCAAACAUUUUCCAUUGCUAUUCGUUUUUUGAUGGCAAAAACUCCAGCACAGAGAGCAGCGGUGGAUCUCGACACUCACUAUACACAGGAAUAUCUUGGAGAAUAUGUUGGACGUGAAACAAGAAGAGCAGUACUAUAUCAAGAAUAUGUUAAAGCAAUUUCAGCGAGUGGGAUGCAAUCCAAUCAUGGAUUUGAUGGUCAGAUUAAUGCUUGUUGGACACACAAAUUAUCACAAACAGAUCUAGAAAUCAUCCGAAAACAAGGUUUUUUAAUAUCAGUCAUUCAUGGCAGAUCUGAUGUUAUUGCUCAAGUAUCUCAUGCAAAAAGACUCGCACAAAAACUAUAUCCACUUGCAAAGAUGGUUGAACUUCAUGGAGGUCAUCUUGUGAGUCAUGAGAGGACCAAAGAGGUGAAUGAAGCUUUACUUGAAUUGAUAAGGGCAUCAGAGAGCAAUAUAAGUCCACAUGAUUGGACAAAUUUGUCUGGGAAGAGCACUAGUAUCUGGUCAAUGAGCUGGAUUUCCUCUAGUGGAUCUAAGUCAGAAGGAGGAAUCACUGAUGGAACUCUUAGAAGCAUCAUGCUAUACAUAUUUAGCAUCUUUGUUUUAUUAUUCGAGUACAUAAGAAAAGUUCCUAGACGCAUAAGGCCAGUCAGGGUAGGCACUGCUCUCACAUGAUGAUGAUGAUGAUGAUGAUGAUGAUGAUGAUGUUAUGUGGUAAUUUACUAAACAUAUUGAUGUAAGGCUCAACAAAGUGCAGAAAAGAUGAAUGAUAUAACUUUAUAAGUUAUAACAAAUAGAAACAUAUACAAGAGGGAGUUUUGAGUUGCAAUGGGAUUCAACCCAAAAGCAUAUAAUUUUCGAGUAUUUUAUAUAUAACCAAACUGCAAUCCAGCUAGAGGGAGUCCUAUGGAUGCUAUCACUCUUGCUUUUUCCUGAUUAUACUUAAUGUUGUAAAUUACUCUUGCUCAUAUUUUGAGUCAAAUCACCAAAUUCUUAUACAAUCCAUAAAAACAAAACUGGAUGAUGUUUAAUUAAAGCAUGUUUUUACUCCUAA